AGCGGUGGUAUUUACCGACAUGUUACAGGCCUUAAAAGGCGUAAGACACCUCCAUACCAGUGCAAUGAAACAAGCAGAUCUACACAUUACCAAUCCAAAAGUUCAACCCACACAUGGAAAUACAAAAAAAAAGAAGCCUCUCCCUAAAAUCAAGAAGCUGAACAAGAAGCUAUUCCAGUGGAGAGUGACAUUAGGCACAGACAUCUCUUAGUUUUGCUUGAGUGAGCGUGCAUUUCCAUGUAUAUUCCUGUUUCAGAGCUCUGUGUACCGGUGCCAUGGGGGGAGAUCAGAGGGAAAAUUUGGGGUCCUGAUCAUGGCCGUCCUGUGCUCUGCCUGCAUGGCUGGGCUGACAACUGUGGCACAUUCAACACCCUCAUUCCCCAUUUACCCAAAGAGUGCAGGUACGUGGCGGUGGAGCUGGCGGGUCACGGCCAGUCGUCACAUCGUCCUGCUGGAGUUUCCUACUCUUUCCCCACCUAUGUGAUGGACGUACGCAGAGUUAUUGACGCUCUGCAGUGGAGCAAGUUCUCCAUCAUAGGACACAGUAUGGGUGGUAACAUCGCUGGAAUGUUCAGUGCACUCUAUCCAGAGAUGGUGGAUGCUGUCGUACUGCUGGACUCGUAUGGAUUCUUUCCUACAGAUCUGAAAGAGGUCUUUGAAGUGAUGAGGCAGGGGAUGGAUCAGAUGGUUGAGUUUGAAAAAAAACCAGAGGAGAAAAAGACAAGAGUUUACACUUAUGAAAACGCGGUAGAGAGGUUGCAGGAUGCAAACCCCACACUGUCUGAAAAGUCUGCACACAUCCUCUUAGAGCGAGGUCUCGUUCAAGUGGAAGGAGGUGUGGUGUUUACUCGAGACUUUCGUAUUAAUCUGAAAAAUACGGUGCGCAUCACUGCAGAGCAGAGUCUAGAAUUGCAGUCGAUGAUUAAAGCCCCUGUUCUAGUUGUUCUAGCAGAGGACGGCUUUGAGAAAUUAUUUGUUGAACCAGAUAAAAGGAAAUUUACAUCAGCAAUGCUUCAGGCCUAUAGGGACAGAAAUCACACUGUGGUGAAGGUACCAGGCGAUCAUCACAUCCAUCUGAACGACCCGGGAGUCGUUGCUCCUCUCGUGUCUGACUUCCUGCGGAGCAAAGUGUUGUCAGAGCCAGCUACACUAAAAGAGGAACAGACCUCAAAGUUAUAGUUAAAAUAUUUAUAAAAAUAACAUUAGUUGUGCCUUAAAUACUUUUACUGAAAGGAGUGUUGUGUGAGAUGAAGAGACUGAUACAAAAAAACAGCCAAAUUAGGUUUUUUGGCGCAGCUUGGAUAUUAUAUUUGAUGCUGUCCCUUGUAUCAAUGUCAAAAUUUCAAGUGUGUGAGACUUCUGUGAAAAUGUACAGAAACACUUAAAAACACAUUUGUCUGAUAAUGGUAUGGAACAUAAAGAGAGAUAAUCUUAAAAGAAAACUCCAAAUAUAAAGCGUAUUCAUCCUUAAACUGUCUUUGAUUCAAAACAAUAACAAAAAUCAAUGCAUGAUUAGCUUAUUAGAGGAUGUCCCUUAUAUGAUAGAAGAUAUUAUUUUAUGCUUUGAAGGCCAUGGGAUUCAAAUUUGUGUUUUUUAUCGGUUUUAAAUGUUGACAGUUUUGUCCUCCUUAUUAUAGGAGAUGAGGUAGGAGACUUUGAACUUUUUUGGGGGGGGGAAGUUAAACAUGUUCCCUAUGACAACAACAUAAACAUGUCAUAGAAUGGCAUUCUCACUAACACUACUCUCAUUUCCGACCUUGUCGUUAAAAACUGGACAUCAUCAGCUUUGAAAGCUUGUUGUUCAGGCUGCUGUACUCUUCUUUUAGCCCAGUGUCUUCCUUCUGCACAGAUCACUGUGUUAGCCAACUGUGUUAUAUCACCCUGUAGCUGCUGCCUGAGGAUGGUUUGAAAUGCACUGUGGCCUGUCAGGUGUUUUAGAAGUCUGGAGUAUCUAUCUAUGAAAUUACAAUUCCUUCGAUCUAUAGCAAUAAUUAUCUGACCAUUUUACUAACAGACCAUACUCAUCUGUGGUAUGGUUGUUGUUUUCUAUCACCAAAUGUUUAAUAUUAAAGUUAUUUUUAAUGUAUUGUA
Notothenia coriiceps (black rockcod) is the source of this 2091-nucleotide messenger RNA. RefSeq names its product serine hydrolase-like protein. The coding region runs from base 238 to 1179 and encodes 313 amino acids. The transcript has 13 exons. The record is from RefSeq and is a predicted model, not a curated record. NCBI's taxonomy places the organism in Eukaryota, Metazoa, Chordata, Actinopteri, Perciformes, Nototheniidae. Gene Ontology annotation, cellular component: membrane.